Molecule: messenger RNA, 5768 nt
Organism: Drosophila willistoni
Lineage: Eukaryota; Metazoa; Arthropoda; Insecta; Diptera; Drosophilidae
Gene: Tusp
Product: tubby-related protein 4
Exons: 10
Coding region: 486-4928 (1480 amino acids)
Molecular function (GO): protein binding
Source: RefSeq, a predicted model, not a curated record
AUUGGCAAGUCGUUGUAAGCAGUGUGCGGUGGUCGUUGGCUAACGGUAUUUCCACUCGCGUGUGUGUCUGCUGAGCGCGCGUGUGUGUGUGUGUGCCUGUGUUCGCGUAUGUGUGUGAGUGUGUGUAAGUGUCUGCGGGCCUAGCAGAGUGAAAAAAAGGAGAGAGAAAAAAAUUAACAACGUAAGCUUUAACAAUUGCCUAAAAAACACACACGACAACGACGAGGACGACCAGGACGACCAGGAGGAUACACAGGCCCAGUGCUAGUACGUGUAAGUGUGUGGAAAACGAUAAUUAGAUUGACAUCCACCAGAUCCAUCUACUCGGCAUACGAAAUCCCCGUCACCACCAGCAGCAGCCGCCACCGCAGACGCAGCACAGCAACAUGUGUGAGGCAUAAAUCAACAUCAACAGGAACAGCAACUUAACUACAACUUAUUGGUUUUUCUGUGUGUGUGGAUAAACAAAACGGGGAAAAACGAAGAUGCAUUUACAUUUCGAACGGAACACCAAUACGAAAUGCGACUGCACAAUACUCUCGUUAUCAUGGAUGGGAAAAGUACCAGAUGACAUACCCGAGGAUGAAGGCUGGAAACUGAAUCGAACCAACUAUUAUCAGGAGGGAUGGCUGGCCACAGGCAACAUACGUGGCAUUGUGGGCGUAACAUUUACCACCUCACAUUGCCGCAAGAAUAUGGACUAUCCAUUGAGGACCAACUACAAUUUGCGUGGCCAUCGAUCGGAUGUCAUCCUGGUCAAGUGGAAUGAGCCGUAUCAAAAGUUAGCCUCCUGCGAUAGUUCUGGCAUUAUAUUUGUGUGGAUCAAAUACGAGGGUCGUUGGUCCAUAGAGCUGAUCAAUGAUCGGAAUACGCCAGUGACGCAUUUCUCGUGGUCUCACGAUGGUCGAAUGGCCUUGAUUUGCUAUCAGGAUGGCUUUGUGCUGGUCGGUUCGGUGGCUGGCCAACGUUAUUGGUCAUCUAUGCUGAACUUGGAGUCGACAAUCACGUGCGGCAUAUGGACACCGGACGAUCAGCAGGUGUAUUUCGGCACCACGCAGGGCCAGGUGAUCGUAAUGGAUGUGCACGGGGCAAUGGUAUCUCAGGUGCAGCUGUCCAAUGAUGUGCCCAUCACAUCGAUGGCCUGGUCCUGUGAGAAAUUCAAAAUGGAGGAGGGCGAAGAGACCGAACCCGGUGUAACAAAUGCGGCCAAACGUUCCUUUGUGUUGGCCGUUAGCUUUCAGAAUGGAUUUAUCUAUUUGAUAAAGUCGUUUGACGACGUUUCACCCGCACAUAUCAACACCUGCCUUAAUGGCGCCCUCGGCAUGGUCAUGGAAUGGAGCAAUUCCCGCGAACUGCUCGCUGUGGCCGGCACCCAGCGCACCGGAAUGGAUCAUCAUCAUCUAAAUGGAGACCCACCACCGAAUAGCAGCAGCAGCAGCAACGGCAACACCAAUGGCAACACCAACAACAGUAGCUACAACAACAUGGUCAAAUUCUAUACGGAGACGGGCAUGUGUCUGUAUCAGGCUCAUAUACCCUGCAGCAAUGCCACUGUAUCGGCCAUCACGUGGGGCCACAAUGAUAAGCGCCUGUUUAUAGCAACGGGAACACAAGUCCACAUAGCCUGGGUAUCGCGGCGGGUGGCCUCAUUGCAGUUACUCUGUCGCCUGGAAAUUCAGGCCAGUGUGGGCUCCGAGACGCUAUUGCCUCUGUUGCCAUUGCCUUCUAGGAUUAAGUCUCUAAUUGGCAAUCUGUUUGCUCAAACGAUACGAUGCUGUGUACCUGAUCUGAAGUCAUUGCGUGAUUUUGUCUCGCGUCCUCCACUCUGCUCUACGCGUCUGCACUGCACAAUGAUACGGCACGAUGAUGAUUCCAAUCUAAGUUCAGGCACCUGUUACACCUUGUAUUUGGAGUAUCUGGGCGGACUGGUGCCUCUACUCAAGGGCAAACGCACCUCAAAGAUACGUCCGGAAUUUGUCAUUUUCGAUCCGCAAGUGAAUGAUGCUCCUUUGUAUUAUCAAUACUCUGGAGAGGGUAAGAGCUCUUCGGGCUCCAGUCAAUCUACCACAACUGGGAAUAGUGGACGCACAGACUCUUCGGACAGUGAUUUCGAGGAGCGUUCCCGGUUCGGCUCGCCACGAACGCCGCGUAAGAAGAGAGUGCGUCCCAAGCGACGUAAUCAAGGAGGAGACCGUAUGAACUCGUCGGCGGGAGAUCCCGAUAGUCUGGAUGAGCUGGCCUAUGUGGACACUUUGCCCGAGCAGGAAGUCAAACUGGUGGAGGUCACCUCGAAUAUAUGGGGAACCAAAUUCAAAAUUCAUGGACUUGCCAAAACCGUCCCAGCCAAUUUAGGCCAAGUAACAUAUAAGACGUCCCUACUGCAUUUGCAGCCGCGUCAGAUGACGCUGGUAAUCACCGAGCUGCGAGACGAUUUUCCACCUGGUCCCGAUCCCACAUUUAAUCCGAACAUCUUCUCCGAGGACGAAGACGAGGCCCAGCAGCAUCAACAGCAGCAGCUGCCACACCAGGACGUUCCACAGGUGAAUGUGACCACAACUCAGGAUACAUCGGGGCCAGUGAUGAGUGGCCUGAAGCCACCCAUUAUGCCUCAACGCCGUUUGACCGAUGGCCCCGGAUCGGCUCCAUUGAUAGCUCCAAUGUCACCGCGUCCCAAUCGUCUAUUGGCUCGCCACAAGAACUCACUGACUGUGAAUGGGACAGAUCGUUCCAACUCUGGUGGUAGUUCGGGUUCCUGUUCAUUGGCCCGUGCUGAAAGCUAUGACGAUGACUCCUCCAAUGAAUCUCAAGACGCUGUUGCAGCAGCAGGAGGAGUAGCUGGAGCAGCAGCCUCAUCCACCACUGUCCUGCUUCACCAGGCUCCAUCGAAUGGUGGAGCGGGUCCAAGUUGUAGCAAGACAAUCACCCGACCCAAGACCAUUAGCAGUUUCAAGAACAGCUACAGCCGCUCCAGUUCGAACUCUAGUUGCCAGUCUCGUCAUGCCAUCUCCCCGCUCUACUGCGAUGGAGCUGUACCCACACUGCAGUCCCCCAAGAAUGCUGUGGCUCCGUCGGACAUCAUUUUCGAAAGGCCGGCCGUGCCGGCUGCUGGUCAGACCACUCUCAUGUCUUACUCCAGCAAUGCAGAUUAUGCCAACAAUGUGGUCCAGGUGAAGAAUGCUCUCAUGUCGGAGCCCAUACGUUCGGCGAAUAGUCAUGUUAAUCCUGUGCCGCUUAAUCUCAACCUCAAUCUGGAACGCAUGGAUGCCAGGGUGAAAUGCAUGGCGGCAGCUGCCGCCGCCGCCGCUGCUCCUACUGCAUCCACAUCCAAGCGACGGGAUAUGCUCUACAUUGACGAGGAGACACAAUCACCCACGACCAACAGCACCAGCAUGAAACGUACUCCGACUGUUGUGUCCAUAGCUCCAGCUCUGCCCGAUUCCAUUACGCGCAGUUGUAGUGUCGGCUACCUGGACUCAGUGGCCAUCACACCCUCCGAUGAGGCCUUAUCCGCCCUCCGCAAAGAUGCCCCCAAUAAGCGUCUGAUUCUUGUGGACAAGCGUCGCAAUCGCCGCAAGCGCCAGCAAUUGGAGGACGCCAAGGGACGUGGACAUGUGAAAUUGCAGCAGACGGGGAAAUCGAAAAGCCUCGACUCCUGUGACCUGCUGGCCCUCGCCCAAACCAAAUUGUCCAGCAAGGAGCACGAGCAGGUGGUAAAGAAACUCCAAGAGAUCUCCGAUAGCAGUGCGUGUAGUAGUGCGGCCAACACUCUGUGCUUUAAGUGCCGCAACAACAUGAAUCCGAGUAGUGCCUGCAAGCGCUGUCAGCCAACAUCUGGCUUGGAUGAGAUUACCUCUGCCACAGUUGUUGUGGAAUCUGUCAAAUCAGAGUCCAAGGAAUCACCUGCCGCCGCUGCCACACCCAUCAAAUCAACGCCAAAGAAACGUUUCGAUGUGAUCACUAGCUUUACAGAUUCCCCCCUCUUCACGCGGAAACAUCGCUUUGGCUAUGGACGCAGCAGCAAGGAGACGGCGAGUGGCACAGAGAAUUCAACACCCUUGCUGGGCAGAAAGCAGGACAAUGGCUUUAGUUUUGUCAAACAGCUGUCCGAAGUGCGUUGGCGACGCAAAGAAGCAACCCCAGCGACAACGGCGACUGCCAUCAAUGGAACUAGCAGCACCUUGGAGAGGCAGCCAACAGAAGUAGCCACAUCUGCAGCAGCUUGCGGCACAGUGGAAGCAACACCCGUGGAGGCCAAGGCAUCUGUUUCCCUGCACACACAGGCUCUAACCACAUUGGAGAACAUUAUUAGUCGUCUGCGCGAUUUGGAUGAAGGUCGUUUGACCCCGCCGUCGACGCCACAACGUUUGCCCCGCAGUUCACCAGCCUCGCCAGCGGCCAGCAAGAAGAACAAACGCCAGCAGAGCAACUCACCCAUUCGGCAUAUACUCAACUCCCCGCUUCUCAAUCGACGUCAACGCAAGAAACCGAGCAUUAUCGAGAGCUCCGACGAUGAGGGAGGCAAUCAGACGAAUGGCUCUGGCGAAGAUCUUAACAAUGCGGGCAACGGCAAGCAAUAUCGUGAUCUGGAGACAUUCCAAAAGGCCCAGCUGCGUCAGAAGCUGAAACGUGGAAAGAUCGAACCGAAUGGCAGUGCCAGCUGCACCAAUCCGGCGCCAGUGCGACGUGAAUUCGUUAUGCACAACAAGGCCCCCAUGUGGAAUGAGAUGAGUCAGGUAUAUCAAUUGGACUUUGGCGGACGUGUGACCCAAGAGUCGGCCAAGAACUUUCAAAUUGAGUUUCGGGGCAAGCAGGUUAUGCAAUUUGGUCGCAUCGAUGGCAAUGCCUAUACGUUGGAUUUCCAGUAUCCUUUCUCCGCCCUGCAAGCCUUUGCCGUGGCUCUGGCCAAUGUCACUCAACGUCUGAAAUAAACAAAUGCGAAAGACAUAUGCGAUAUAUAUAUACAUAUGUAUGUGUGUGUGUGCUAACUGUAUAAUUAUAUUGUAUCUGCCAGAUACUAAUAUAUAUAUCUAUAUAUAUUGUGCAGCAAAUUUUUGUUUGCUUUUUUGGCCUACAUACACAUAUAUUUUUUAUACCACAAGAAAGCAGGAUGCAAUUAAUCAGGAUAAAGACGCGUGAAGGGAGGAGAGGCUUGUUUUUUUUAUAAUUUGUAUAUAAUGUGUAUAUGUAUUGUGGUUUCUAAAAUACCGUAUACCACCAAAAUCACCAAAAAUAACAACAACAACAAAAAAACUUACAACAAACUUACAGUCCGAUCCAUUUUUUGUGCAAUAUUUGUAAUGACAAGUUUUUUUCGUGGCGGAUAAUGAGACGACGUCGACGUCGACGAUUGUGUGUAGAAGAUAUUAGUUUAAGCAUCAGAGAUCAGAUCGGUCAAUAGACGAUUUUUAAAACAAAACAAAAAACUAGUUUGUAUCUACAUUGAUGAUGAUGAUCAGAUGAUGAGCAGCCUUUUUUGCCUAUGAUAGAGAGCUUCGUUUUCGCUUUACUCGAUAUUUAAGUGCAAUAAUUAUAGUAAUUCCUUUCGUUAAAACUUUUUAGAUGUAAGUAAAAACCAUUUCCAAACAACAAUUAAACUGCUAUAGCAAGGAUAAUUAUAUAAUUACUUAAUGCUAGCAUAUUUUUUAUAUACAUACAUAAUGCAAAAAACAAAAUACAGAAAACCAAAAAUUAAAUCAUAUUGUGAACUAAUUGAAUGUGAAUGUUAACAAAUACCAAAAAAACACUCGAAUCGAUAGUGAGAAAAUACA